GACAUGACAACAACAAGACGUGCAUUUUGAGCGAGCGUGUUUUCGGUUCAAAUAGUCUCCAGUCUCAGUAUCUCAUUGCCAAAAUGCGCGGAAUUCAGCUGAGAGAAUAUGUCAAGGGGCCGCAAGAGCUCAAGGUGACCGACCUUCCAGACUCCGUCCCUGGGCCGGGUCAAUACUUGAUAGAAGUCCAUGCCGCCGCGGCAAACUUCUUUGAUAUCCUGCAAAUCCAAGGGAAAUACCAAAACCAACCCCCAUUCCCCUGGAUCUCGGGCUCCGAGUUCGCCGGCGUCGUCCUCGCCGCCCCCUCGGCCGUCGACGGCCGGCCGCCCAGGUUCCCCGUCGGCUCGCGCGUCUUCGGCGCCAGCCAGGGCGCCUACGCGACAAAGGUGUGCUCGCCCGAGGCCUCCCUGCUCGCCGUGCCCGAGGGUUGGUCCUUCCGCGACGCCGCGGGCCUCUUCGUGACGGCCCCGACCAGCUACGGCGCCCUCGUGGUGCGCGCGGGCGUCAAGGCUGGCGACCACGUGCUCGUUCACGCGGCCGCCGGCGGCGUCGGCCUGGCCGCCGUCCAGGUCGCCAAGGCCAAGGGCGCCGUCGUCAUCGCCACCGCCGGCACCGCGCGCAAGCUCGAGGUGGCAAAGGCGUUUGGCGCCGAUCACGUGGUCGACUACAACGACCCGGACUGGCCGGCCAAGGUCAAGAAGCUGACCCCCAAGGGCCGCGGCGUCGACAUCGUCUACGACCCCGUGGGCAUGGUGGACAAGAGCACAAAGUGCGUCGCCUGGAACGGCCGCAUCCUCGUCGUGGGCUUCGCCGCAGGCACCAUCGAGAAGCUGGCCCUGAACAAGGUCCUGCUCAAGAACAUCUCCAUCGUCGGCAUCCACUGGGGUGCCUACACCAUCAACGAGCCCGCCGCCAUCACCGAGGUCUGGAACGGCAUCCGCGACCUCAUCCGCCAGGGCAAGUUCAGGGGCACCGAAUUCACCGACAAGGAGUUUGUCGGGCUCGAGGCUGUCCCGGCGGCCCUCCAAGCUCUGGGAGGAAGGGAGACGUGGGGCAAGGUUAUCAUCACCGUCCCCCAGGGCGAUGAGGCAAAGCUGUAGGACGCCGGGCGGCUUCUGUAUACACAAACAUUGCCCGUCUGGUAUAAAACAGAUAAACAUGGCGGCACCCUGGCGAUCCUGACUGCGAUUACAACGGGGAAUACAUAGAUGAAACAUGGUCUCUGAUAUGCCAUGUCCGCUUCCGCUGCUCUCCAGUACCGUCAUUUCCCUCCGAGGCCACUGCCCUCAGGCCUGUCCGCCACCCGGCGUUG
Gaeumannomyces tritici R3-111a-1 is the source of this 1312-nucleotide messenger RNA. RefSeq names its product alcohol dehydrogenase. The transcript is spliced from 5 exons. The record is from RefSeq and is a predicted model, not a curated record. The coding region runs from base 84 to 1100 and encodes 338 amino acids. Lineage: Eukaryota; Fungi; Ascomycota; Sordariomycetes; Magnaporthales; Magnaporthaceae. Gene Ontology annotation, cellular component: mitochondrion. Gene Ontology annotation, molecular function: zinc ion binding; oxidoreductase activity.